Messenger RNA from Marmota flaviventris (yellow-bellied marmot), 1632 nucleotides. It is a transcript of the gene Prkra, whose product is annotated as protein activator of interferon induced protein kinase EIF2AK2. The record is from RefSeq and is a predicted model, not a curated record. NCBI's taxonomy places the organism in Eukaryota, Metazoa, Chordata, Mammalia, Rodentia, Sciuridae. Gene Ontology annotation, molecular function: double-stranded RNA binding; siRNA binding. Gene Ontology annotation, biological process: regulation of regulatory ncRNA processing; siRNA processing. Gene Ontology annotation, cellular component: nucleus; RISC-loading complex; RISC complex.
GCAAGGAGACCUGGAGACUGUAGUGCUGGAGAGCUCCGCUCGGGGACCGACCGACGCGGGAAGCGAGGACGCCGUUCCGCACUGCUCUUUCUCGCGCUGCCUAGCCGUCCCUUCUCGCCAUGUCUCAAAGCAGACGUCGCGCGGAGGCCCCGCCACUGGAGCGCGAGGACAGCGGGACCUUCAGUUUGGGGAAGAUGAUAACAGCUAAGCCAGGGAAAACACCGAUUCAGGUAUUACACGAAUAUGGCAUGAAGACCAAGAACAUCCCGGUUUAUGAAUGUGAAAGAUCCGAUGUGCAGAUACACGUGCCAACUUUCACCUUCAGAGUAACCGUUGGGGACAUAACCUGCACAGGUGAAGGUACAAGUAAGAAGCUGGCGAAACACCGAGCUGCAGAGGCGGCCAUCCACAUUCUGAAAGCCAAUGCAAGUAUUUGCUUUGCAGUUCCUGACCCCUUAAUGCCUGACCCUUCCAAACAACCAAAGAACCAGCUUAAUCCUAUUGGUUCAUUACAGGAAUUGGCUAUUCAUCAUGGCUGGAGACUUCCUGAAUAUACUCUUUCCCAGGAAGGAGGACCUGCUCAUAAGAGAGAAUAUACCACAAUUUGCAGGCUAGAGUCAUUUAUGGAAACUGGAAAGGGGGCAUCGAAGAAACAAGCCAAGAGAAAUGCUGCUGAAAAAUUUCUUGCCAAAUUUAGUAAUAUUUCUCCAGAGAACCACAUUUCUCUAACUAAUGUAGUAGGAAAUUCUUUAGGAUGCACUUGGCAUUCCUUGAGGAAUUCUCCUGGUGAAAAGAUCAACUUACUGAAAAGAAGCCUCCUUAGUAUUCCUAAUACAGAUUACAUCCAGCUGCUUAGUGAAAUUGCCAAGGAACAAGGUUUUAACAUAACGUAUUUGGAUAUAGAAGAACUGAGUGCAAAUGGGCAGUAUCAGUGUCUCGCCGAACUGUCAACCAGUCCUAUCACAGUCUGUCAUGGCUCCGGCAUCUCCUGUGGCAAUGCACAGAGUGAUGCUGCCCACAAUGCUUUGCAGUAUUUAAAGAUAAUAGCAGAAAGAAAGUAAACUUAGGGCAUCUUAGAAAGUCCUUCAGUAGCACAUAAAAAGUUUCCGUCACUCCUUCCCCAGUAAAACUUCUACUGUAUUGUUUGAGUUUGUGUGUUGUUUCCACAUCUCUUCGGAUUCCAUCAACACUCCAGAUUUAAUUAUCUCCUGGUAGUUAUUACUAAGCUCUUUUUAAUGGCUUCAACUUUGUAUUGGUAUAUUGUUUUUAUAAACUUUGUACCACGAACCAGAGCAGGGCCAGGCAAAUGGGAGGAAGAAACUGCAUGUUUGAUAAUGAUGAUGAAGAAGAAGAAAAAGAAAUAAAACUACUGCUAGCAACAGUCUUACUGGUGCUUAAACAACUUCUUUUUUUUUUUUUUUUUUUUUUUUUUUGCGCAAGGCUUCGUAACGGGAAUUUGAAGGAAGCCCUUUUAGGUUUAGAUGUUGAGAGAUGGCAUUAACAGACUUUUACUGAAUGUGAUUGUUAAAUUUCAGGGAACAUGAUUGGUCUCCUGUGUAUUUGAAACCAUGUAAUAAAGAGCUGUUGUUAUAAUGAGGUUCUGCUCAUUUUAUUAAAGAGCUACUGACUUGA